Molecule: messenger RNA, 585 nt
Organism: Cylindrotheca closterium
Lineage: Eukaryota; Bacillariophyta; Bacillariophyceae; Bacillariales; Bacillariaceae
Source: the annotation of a GenBank genome assembly
AUGGAAGAACGAGUUCAAAAAUUGAGAACCAAGGCAACGAGGAUUUCGAACGUCAUUACGAAUUCUCCCUAUUUUGCCCAGCUAUGCGAUUGGGCAUUCGGUGUGUGUGAUCCGGAUGGAACUAACCAUGUUGGCAAGGCAGACCUGUAUGCUGGAAUCUUGAUGGUGCACAUCAAGUUGGCCAAAAUGGCGGGAGCAUCAGCUACCUUUCCUCCCGAACGUGAAGCCAUCAACCAUCUAUUCGAUGCAUGUGAUACGAACGGCAGUGGAGGGAUCAAUCGAGAAGAGUUUGAUAUUUUCCUAAGUGCCUCGAGUGCUCAGAUCUUUGGCAGAAUUUUGGUCAAUUUGCUGACUUAUAUAUUUGUGAUUCCGUACUAUUCCAAGCACAUUGUGGACAACUUUGGACUGAAAGAAGGAACCUACUGGGAAGUCGUGGCAGAACAAGCGUGUGGAUUGUUUCUCUUUUUCGUAAUCGUCCCAAUAUUCUGGGGUAUGAUUGAUGUCAAAAGCUGUCAAACAGCAAGCCAAAAAGCAGAGCGGCAUCGUGAUGCAAAAGGAUUGGCAAAGGAGAAUAAAGUUGACUGA